GAGAAAGGAAGCCAGUCCGCUCCCCGCUAUAAAAUCCCUCUUUCCCUUUUUACCCGUCGAUUUCCUUUCAAUUCCCCAAAAAAUCCCUCGAAGCCCGCAAACCAUCCGUUUCACUGGGCCUCGUUUCUGUUACCCGUUUCUCCGACACGCUCUCGAGUUUCGGAAAUCCCUCCCUUCCCUUCCAUGCCCUUUAAAAAACCCAGACCUCGUUCUCCUUCGAAGACUCUUCGAAGACUAGUCAGAAAACCGCUCCCGUGAUCUCUCCGACACGUUCCCGGCAUGGCGAACCCGCCGGAUGGCUUGCCUGACGACUUCCUCGAGCAGAUCCUCGCCAUGCCCUCCUACCACGGGAAUGACGGGGGAAAUCUCUCUGGAACGGCGAUGAGCUUGCAGCUGAACUCCGGGGACGGGUCAGGCCAGGUCACCGGGGGCGGUUUUCAGCCAGCGGUUUUCCCGCUGGGGCUGAGCUUGGAGCAGGGAAAAGGCGGUUUUCUGAAACCGGAGGAGGAGUCUGGGAGUGGUAAGCGGUUUCGGGAAGAUGGCGCGGAGGCCGCGAAGGCGUCUGGGAAGAUGGAAAGAGAUUCCGGGCAUCUGGCGAGUCUCUUCCCGUCGUUCGGACACGUGCAGCCUCAUUUAAUCCGACCUAAUCAUGCCCAGACUUUCCAUGGCCAAGCGACGAUUGGUGUGGUUGCAGUUGCGCCGCACCCACCUCCCAUCCGUCCGAGAGUUCGGGCAAGACGGGGGCAAGCCACUGAUCCCCAUAGCAUUGCCGAGCGGCUGCGUCGGGAAAGAAUAGCAGAAAGGAUGAAGGCUUUGCAGGAACUGGUUCCCAGUUCCAACAAGACAGAUAGAGCAGCCAUGCUUGAUGAAAUUGUGGAUUAUGUGAAGUUCUUAAGGCUCCAGGUCAAGGUUCUGAGCAUGAGCAGACUGGGUGGAGCUGGUGCAGUGGCGCAGCUUGUAGCUGACAUGCCAUUGCCUUCCAUUGAGGGGGACGUGAGCGAAGAUGGGAGCAACCAACAAGAGUGGGAGAAGUGGUCGAGUGAUGGAACGGAGCAGGAAGUAGCGAAGCUCAUGGACGAGGACGUCGGGGCAGCCAUGCAGUUCCUGCAGUCGAAGGCACUGUGUAUCAUGCCCAUCUCACUCGCUGCAGCCAUCUACCACACACAUCAACCGGAUGUUCCCACGAUCAUCAAGCCCGAGCCGAACGCCCCGUCAUAGGCCGGGAAAAUACGACGGAAAAGACGACGUGACUCUGCACGUGCCCAUCGACAACUCCUGCAAAGCGGUCGGGCCCCACAUUCCGAUCCCGCCCUGCCCCAGUGGUUCCACUGGGUGGCUGGGUUUUUAGGAUUUCUUCUCCUUCCCACUUUUCCCUUCAGUUGCAAUCAAAGUCAGAUGCCAUAUUUCCUCUCGCCCUUUUCUUUUUAUUUCCUUUUGUUUUAUCUUUUGUCAAACAUGCUUUAAUGUCAUGCCUAGGUAAAAAAAGUUAAAGAGAUAUUCCUCAUAAUUUUGAGUAGA
Messenger RNA from Magnolia sinica, 1518 nucleotides. RefSeq names its product transcription factor UNE12. Gene Ontology annotation, biological process: regulation of transcription by RNA polymerase II. NCBI's taxonomy places the organism in Eukaryota, Viridiplantae, Streptophyta, Magnoliopsida, Magnoliales, Magnoliaceae. Gene Ontology annotation, cellular component: nucleus. The record is from RefSeq and is a predicted model, not a curated record. Gene Ontology annotation, molecular function: RNA polymerase II cis-regulatory region sequence-specific DNA binding; protein dimerization activity; DNA-binding transcription factor activity, RNA polymerase II-specific. The transcript is spliced from 7 exons. Bases 280 to 1218 code for a protein of 312 amino acids.